AUGAAAAGAGCCAAGUCAGUUCCCGCUAUGGCCUCCCCGACUUUAAAGUUGGCGGCCAAGGGGCUCAUCGCAAGACUUUCCUCCAUCAACGACCCCAAGUAUGCCUUUAGCACGGCCAGCGUCGAAAUAUACGACACGGCCUGGGUGGCCAUGGUCACCAAGAGGUCCGGCGAGCAAAAGCGGUGGCUGUUCCCGGAAUCAUUCUACCAUCUGCUCAAAUCACAGGCCGACGACGGGAGCUGGGGCUACCACCCGCAGACAAAGGCUUCGGGAGUUUUGGGUACCGGUGCAGCCGUGCUGGCCCUUUACAAACACCUUAAGGAGCCCUUGCAGUUACAUGAUGUGUCCAGCGAGGAGAUUCGGAAGCGUAUCAUUUUGGGGUCUGAAUCCCUGCGCACCCAAUUGCAAAAUUGGGACGAUGUCCUGAGCACCAACCAUAUCGGUAUAGAAAUCGUGGCCCCGGCCCUUCUCGACUAUCUUAAGCAGGAAGACCCGGCCCUGGACUUUGAGUUCCCGGCCCAGGCGGGCCUUAGGGAAAUGAAUGCGCAAAAGAUGUCCCGCUUUAAGCCGGAACACCUGUACGAGGCCAAGGUCUCGACGGCUGCCCACUCCCUCGAGGCCUUUGUCGGCAAGAUCGACUUUGACCGGGUGCGCGGCCACCUCUGGCGCGGCUCCAUGAUGGCCUCGCCCUCCUCCACGGCCGCCUACCUGAUGUACGCAUCCGUCUGGGACGACGAGGCAGAGGGCUUCCUGCAACACGUUCUCAAAGCCGGUGCCGGGCACGGCGACGGCAGCAUGCCAGGAACCUUUCCGACAUCGUACUUUGAGUACAGCUGGACCGUGGUCACGCUGUUGCAAGGCGGCUUCUCCAUAACUGAUCUCGGCGUGAAGGAGCUGAACAUCAUAGCCGACCAUCUCGAGGCCGGCUUCAAAGAGGAGGGGGGCAUUAUCGGGUUUGCCCCCCGUGCCCCGGACGCCGACGACACGGCCAAAGGUCUACUGGCAUUGGAUCUGCUGGGACGCCAUCUCUCGCCAGACCGCAUGAUCAAAGUUUUCGAAGGCCGCAACCAUUUCACCACAUUCGGCUCCGAACGCGACCCGAGCCUGACAUCCAACUGCCAUAUUCUGUUGGCUCUUUUGCAGCAGCCGGACGUUGCAAAAUAUUACCCGCAAAUCAUCAAAACGGCCAAUUUUGUAUGCGAAUAUUGGUGGUCGAGCGACCGCCGCAUAAGAGACAAAUGGCACCUGAGCCACAUGUACCCGACCAUGCUCAUGGCCGAGGCCUUCACAGAGCUCCUCCGGCACUUUGACAACGGGACGUACCCAAAGGCAGCCGACGGGCAGCUGAUCUGGCGCGUGUGCAUCUGCCUCUUCCAAGCAUGCCACCGUACGCUGCUGGAGCAAGGGGAGGACGGGUCUUGGGAGGGCAUGCCCGAGCAGACCUCGUACGCCAUUUUAGCGCUGGCCCAAGCACGCAAGCUGAGCCUUUUUGACGGCCUUGGCAAGCAGGUCCAGGCCGCCAUCGACCGUGGAGCGCACUAUUUGAAGACGCGCAAGGUCGGGCACCACGACGCCAGCUGGACCUCCAAGUCGGCCUACCGCGUCGCCAUCGUGGCCGAGGCCUACGAGCUCGCGGCGCUCAACGUGCAGAAGGCGACCCGCGACGGCGCCCCCGCCGUGGGCCGCAGCAUCGAGCUGCCCAUCUCCGGGCCGAGGCUCGAUGGCUACGUGGACCUCGUCGCAAAGACACCCCUGUUCUCGGACGUGCCCCAGUGGCAACUUCGGGCCUCGCUGGUCGAGGCCAGCCUGUUCGUACCGCUGCUGCGAGACCGGCGGCUGUCCGUCUUUUCCCGGGACGAGUUCGACGCUUCGGAAGACAAGUACCUGGAGAUGAUCCCCUUCACAUGGGUCAGCUGCAGCAACAGAGGCGGCUCCUUCAUGGCCACGUCGUGGCUGUACGACAUGAUGCUGGUGUCCAUGCUCAGCUACCAAGCCGACGAGUUCAUCCACAAGUCAGCCGCACCUGCGCUGCGGGGCAUUUCGGCGCUGAGUCGGCUUAUCGACGGCGUAUUUGACGAGCUCGCCUCGGAGAGCAAGCACGUCAACGGCAAAAGCAGCAGCAGCAGCAGCAGCAGCAGCAGCAGCACCACCACCACCACCACCACCACCUCAGAGGUCGAAAAAAAGGUGCGCGCUGAAUUGCUGCGCUUCGUGGGGCACCUCCUGGGCCACCCCUCGCUCGCCCGGAGCAGCCACUGGGACCUCGAAGCAUUGCGCCGGGAGCUCCGGGCCUGCCUGCAAGCAAACGUCGCUCAGAUCGAGGAGAACUCACGGCUUGCCAAGCACCCCUCGUCGCCCGUCCUUCACACACGCGCCCGGCGGACCUUCUUCGACUGGGUGCGCACCACAGCGUCGGACCGCACCGCCAUCGCAUUCCCCUUUUACUUUGCCUGCUGCCACUUCUCCUCGUCCCAGACGCCCGGGGAGGAUGUGUUCGCCACGGCCGCCGAAAAGUACCUCGUGGACGCCGCCAUCCGCCACCUCGCCACCAAGGGCCGCCUGAUGAACGACUUUGGGUCCACCGGUCGUGACAGCGCCGAGGGCAACGUCAACUCGGUGCACUUCCCGGAGCUGCAGCGCUGCUCUGCGGCGGCGGCCUCAUCGACUCCCGCGGCGAAGAAGGACGUCCUCAAGCGGCUCAUCGAGUUUGAGGAGCACUGCUGCUCCCGGGCGCUGGAGCUGCUAUCCCAGGCCUGCCUCGACGGGCAUCAGCGGAGGGAGAGCCUGCACCUGCAAAAGAGGAAGGUGGUCAUGGCCACAGUCUACCGUGAUGUUUCCGAGCUGUACGGCCAGCUAUACAUGCUCAAGGGAGCCGCCGAGCUGGAUUAG
Messenger RNA from Pyricularia oryzae 70-15, 2889 nucleotides. Its product is annotated as ent-kaurene synthase. NCBI's taxonomy places the organism in Eukaryota, Fungi, Ascomycota, Sordariomycetes, Magnaporthales, Pyriculariaceae. Bases 1 to 2889 code for a protein of 962 amino acids. The transcript is spliced from 4 exons. Gene Ontology annotation, biological process: diterpenoid biosynthetic process. The record is from RefSeq and is a predicted model, not a curated record. Gene Ontology annotation, molecular function: magnesium ion binding; terpene synthase activity.